AUGUUCCAAGCAGGAUGGUCCCUUUGUUUCCUUGCCCAGGCAGUGGCAGCCGGCCAAUUGCACGACCAGACAGCCUUCAAGGCAGCUGGAGUCUCCGCACCACGCGGCCCAGCUCCUCUCAGCGACGUUCCCGACGAGGAACUCUUGGCAGACGGGGAGCGCGCAGAGAAUACUACACAUCUCUUGAAACCAAAGAUCCCGCCAGAAGGCCUUGCUCUUCUAAAAGAAGAUCUCCAGUGGCUGAGGGACAUCAUGUUUCCUGCCGUCGGCGUACCGUUCUUUCCUUGGACACUGGUUUCCUUUUGCCUCUCCUGGCUGACUGUCUUGGCCAGUGCCGGUCUGGCGCGUUCCUUGCUAUCCGACAGGCAGCUUAGCCCCAGCAAGAGUGUGGAUGACUUCCAGGAACCGGGGGAGUCCAUGGAUGUACAGGCCGAAGAGCCGGGAGAGGAGGCCCCCGGCGUUCCUCCACCGAAGCGUGAUCCAGAAGUGACCAACCCUGUGCUACUCCAGCGGGCUACGGAGAAGGAAGAGCAGGCACAAAGGAGGGCAGUGCAUAUCCGGAAGGCGCAGAAGGAUUACGGAGACGUCUUCGGCUGCUCUGCCCUGCACGUGGCAGCACACAACGGCAUGGUGCUGACAAGACCCGACGCCACUGAGCCGAACUUGAGGGACCGCAAUAAGGUUGCUCCAUCCAGCAGCCUUUUGUCCAUCCGCACCCUUGCCGAGUCUUACCCCCGAGACUUCGAUCAGUUAGCCACAAGUAGGCAGAUUUGGGGCAUCCAGGGGGAUGGCCGUGCCUUCCUGUGCAUUUCUAUUCUACUUCGUCCAUACCAUAAGCUUCAGAAGCAGGAAGCGGUCCCUUCAAAGCUAAUCGGCUGGGAAAGCACCAGCGGCAUGAAGAAUGCGGGUGUUGCGAAGUUCCAAGAGCUGCCUCCUUCUGCUGGAACGCCGGCCUGCCGCGUGACGGUUCAGAUGAGCCUCAAGACGCCCUCCCUUUUGCGACGGGUCUUCCAAUCCCGACGACUGAGCAGCAUGGCAGAAAGCGCCAUCGGGAAGGAUUUGGCUACCUUCAGGGAGGUACUGCUCGCCCGGAAAGCACUCGCCAGUGCUUGUGCGGUGGUCCUGGAGAGGCCCAAAGUGAAUUCUACGUACAAAGACAACCUGGGCCGAUGUGAGUUGCUGGUUUGGCAGGAUGGACGCCUGGAGUUCGAGCUGAAUGGUUUGGGAACCUCCGACAACACAAGGAAGAUGCUCGAAGACUGCAGCACGGCCAUCAAAGAGUUCGGCGACUCCGUCCAGUGCACAGCGCUUAUCGACAUGAGGCGUGGCAUCGGAUGCUCGCCUCUGGCCGUCCCCGGCAUUGUGAACUUCCUGCAGAAGGACGGCGGAAGGAUCCUUCAUACCGCCGUGCUCGGUCCGAGACCUCUGAUGGCCCUGGCCCAGAUGAUUUCCCGCCUGGCGAAGCAGAGUGGCGUCGCCUUCUUUUUUGAUCGCCAAGAGGCCGAACGGUGGUGCGCCGAGCCUGUACAGCAAGUCCGAUAG
Molecule: messenger RNA, 1542 nt
Organism: Symbiodinium sp. CCMP2592
Lineage: Eukaryota; Dinophyceae; Suessiales; Symbiodiniaceae
Source: the annotation of a GenBank genome assembly